Messenger RNA from Vicia villosa (hairy vetch), 447 nucleotides. RefSeq names its product GLABROUS1 enhancer-binding protein-like. The record is from RefSeq and is a predicted model, not a curated record. The transcript has 2 exons. The coding region runs from base 1 to 447 and encodes 148 amino acids. NCBI's taxonomy places the organism in Eukaryota, Viridiplantae, Streptophyta, Magnoliopsida, Fabales, Fabaceae.
AUGGCAAUCAAGAAACACCGUCUUUCACUGCUUGAAGAACCACCCUCCACCUCUUUCUUAGAGGAAGAUUCAUCGAAAGAUUCUUUUGAAGAAGCAGAGGAAGCUCAAGCCAAAAACCAUCCACCUAUUGCUUUUAAAAACCCUCCACCAUCUACUUCAAACUCUAAUUCUAAACCACCACCAUCUUCUGAAUCCGAAUCUGGAUCAGAUUCUGAAUUCAAAAUUGAUUAUGAAUCAGAACCGAGACCCACUCCACUUGCGAAACCCCUUGCAUUAAAGCCACUUGCAUCGAAGCUGUUGAAGUGUUUGAAGAAGAAAGUAAACGAAACUGAAGAUUGUGGUUUUGACGGCGAAAAGGAAGCAGAAAUGGGGAGAGAAUCUAACAAGAAGAUGUCAGCUCAGAGACUCUUCAAAGAAGAAGACGAGCUCGCCAUUCUGAAGGUUUAG